UAGCUCUGUCACUCUUGGAGAUAGAUAUAGAGAGAGAACCGAACGGUUUAGCGAUGGUGAGAGAUAUUGACGACCUACCGAAGAACGCCGCCAACUGCACCGCCCUCACUCCCCUUUUGUUCCUAGAAAGGGCGGCGUUGGUUCAUCCAAAUCGCAAAUCGGUGAUCCACGGAGAAAGAACCUACACUUGGCUCCAAACGCAUCGCCGCUGCUGUCAAUUGGCCUCUGCCCUUAACCGCCGCUCCGUCACCUUCGGUAGCACGGUGGCUGUAAUCGCUCCAAACAUUCCUGCUCUAUAUGAAGCUCAUUUUGGAAUUCCAAUGUCAGGAGCUGUGAUUAACCCUGUUAAUAUUCGUCUGAACGCUUCGACCGUGGCUUUCCUUUUGGAGCAUUCUUCUGCCGCGGUUAUAAUUGUGGAUCAAGAAUUUUUCUUAUUAGCAGAGGAAGCCUUGAAAAUCUGGUCUGAAAAAACUAAAACCAAAUUCAACCCUCCUGUGUUAGUUGUCAUAGCCGAUGAAACCUGUGACCCAAAAUCAUUGAAAUAUGCACUGACAAAAGGAGCUAUGGAAUACGAACAGUUCUUGCAAACCGGUGAACCUGAUUAUCAAUGGAAACCGCCACAAGACGAGUGGCAAAGCAUCUCUUUGGGAUACACUUCUGGCACCACGGCUAGCCCUAAGGGAGUCGUGUUGCAUCAUCGUGGUGCGUAUCUAAUGGCUCUAAGUUGCGCUCUUGUUUGGAAGAUUGAUGAAGGAGCGGUUUAUCUAUGGACUUUACCCAUGUUCCAUUGUAACGGUUGGUGUUUCCCUUGGACACUCGCUGCCCUCUGCGGAACCAAUAUAUGUCUUCGCCAGGUUUCUGCUAGAGCGAUUUACAAAGCAAUAGCAGAGUAUGGUGUGACACAUUUCUGCGCCGCCCCUGUCGUGCUAAACACGAUUAUAAAUGCAGGGGAGGACGAAACCAUCCUCCCGCUUCAUCGAGUGGUCGAUGUAAUGACAGCUGGGGCGGCGCCACCUCCUCCUAUUCUCUCCGCCAUGUCAGAACUCGGUUUUCGUGUCACCCACACUUAUGGACUAUCCGAAACGUAUGGACCCUCAACCGUUUGCGCGUGGAAGUCUGAAUGGGACGAGCUCUCGUCGGAGAAUCGAGCCAAGCUCCACUCCCGACAAGGCGUUCGUUAUGUUGGCUUGGAAGGAUUAGACGUUGUCGAUACAGAGUCGAUGAAGCCAGUGCCGUCGGAUGGGAAAACGAUUGGAGAGAUUGUAAUGCGCGGGAAUGUUGUUAUGAAGGGAUAUUUGAAAAAUCCGAAAGCCAAUGAGGAGAGUUUUGCGGGCGGGUGGUUUCAUUCUGGCGAUCUUGGAGUGAAACAUAAGGAUGGGUAUAUCGAAGUGAAGGAUAGGUCAAAAGACAUCAUUAUAUCGGGUGGGGAGAAUAUAAGUAGCGUGGAGGUGGAGAAUUUGUUGUAUUUACAUCCUAAGGUUAUGGAGGCCUCUGUGGUGGCGAGAAAAGACGAGAGAUGGGGAGAGUCGCCGUGUGCGUUUGUGACUUUGAAGAAAGGUGUGGAUAAUUCGAACGAGGGUCAAUUGGCGGAGGACAUAAUUAAGUUUUGUCGUUCAAAAAUGGCUGCUUAUUGGGUUCCGAAAUCGGUCUUUUUUGGUCCUUUGCCGAAGACCGCGACUGGGAAGGUGCAAAAACAUGUGUUGAGGAAGAAGGUUGAAGAAAUGGGAGCUUUGAAACAAAGCAAACUUUAAGGUUUCUAUUUAGAAACAACACCAAUCAAAUAAGAUAAUAUGCUUUUAUUGAGAAACAAUAACUAUCAAAUUCUCGGCAUAUUUGUGUAAUAAUACAAUCCUAAUUGGCAAAAGACCAUCUUGAAAGGCCCAUGUUUAACCCUUCUUUCUAAUAGAGGCAAUAAAUUUGUUUUUA
Molecule: messenger RNA, 1926 nt
Organism: Impatiens glandulifera
Lineage: Eukaryota; Viridiplantae; Streptophyta; Magnoliopsida; Ericales; Balsaminaceae
Product: acetate--CoA ligase CCL3-like
Exons: 3
Coding region: 54-1751 (565 amino acids)
Source: RefSeq, a predicted model, not a curated record